GGGUGGGUGGUGGGGGGAGAGAGAGAGAGAGAGAGGGCAAAGUGGGCGGAGGGUCGGCAAUGGCGGCCGAUUGCACGAAGGCGCCCGGAGGCGGCGGCGUCCGCACGUCCCGCUCGGCCCGCGACGGUUUGGACAAAAGCAUCACCCUGCCGCCCGACGAGAUUUUCCGUAACCUGGAGAACGCCAAGAGCUUCGCCAUUGACAUAGGCGGCUCCUUGACAAAGCUGGCGUAUUACUCCACUGUGCAGCACAAGGUAGCCAAAGUGCGAUCUUUCGAUCAUUAUGGCAGAACUGACCCUUUGCUCCUGGUUUGUAAGGGUCCGGAUGAUGAACCUUUGUACGAGAUCUCCGUGCAGGAAGAGAUUACCGCCAGGCUUCACUUUGUCAAGUUCGAGAAUGCUUACAUCGAAACAUGCCUGGAUUUCAUCAAAGCUCACCUGGUCAAUACUGAAACCAAAGUCAUCAAAGCCACGGGGGGCGGCGCACACAAAUUCAAGAGCCUGAUAGAGAAAAAACUGGGAUUGAAAGUGGAUAAGGAGGAUGAAAUGACCUGCUUAAUCAAAGGCUGCAACUUUGUGUUGCGAAACAUCCCUCACGAAGCCUUUGUGUACGUGAAGCACGCAGACCCCGAAUUCCGCUUUCAGACAACACACCCUGAUAUCUUCCCGUACUUACUGGUAAACAUUGGGUCCGGAGUAUCUAUAGUCCGGGUGGAAUCCGAGGACCAAUUUGAACGAAUAGGAGGCAGCUCGAUAGGUGGCGGGACCUUCUGGGGUCUCGGAGCCUUGCUGACAAAAACAAAGCGCUUUGACGAGUUACUGCAGCUCGCUUCGAAAGGGCAGCACACGAACGUAGACAUGCUGGUCCGUGACAUUUACGGGGGCUCCUACGAAUCCUUGGGUUUGACGGGCGAUCUUAUAGCGAGUAGUUUUGGAAAAUCUGCAACGACGGAUAAAGAGUUCACCAAGGAGGACAUGGCAAAGAGUUUGCUUCACAUGAUCAGCAAUGACAUCGGCCAGCUGGCCUGCCUGUACGCCAAGCUCCACAACCUGAGCAGAGUCUACUUUGGCGGCUUUUUCAUUCGAGGACACCCCCUCACCAUGCACACCAUCACAUACAGCAUCAACUACUUCACAAAGGGCGAGGUCCAGGCGCUCUUUCUCAGGCACGAAGGCUACCUCGGGGCGAUCGGGACAUUCCUGAAGGGAGCGGAAGAGGACAAUCCCAACCAGUACAGCUGGGGCGAGAACUACGCUGGCAGCUCAGGGCUGAUGAGCACAUCUCCUGAGGUACAUCCGAUGCAGCGGGCACGCAGUGGGACGUUUUCAUUUGACAUGUUGGAGAUGGACCGACUGGAGAGACAGCUGGUGAACCUACCCCUCCUCCUCGAUGCCUCGUCCUAUGUCCCUGACACCGUUGACCUGACUGAAGAUGCCAUGGCGAGGGAGUACUGGCUGUCCUGCUUUGAAGAUGCUUUGGAUGGUGUAGUGAAGAGAGCGGUGGCGAGUCAGCCAUUGGCGUUGGAUGCCGCGGAACGAGCAGAGAAAUUCCGUCAGAAAUACAGGCACAAGCUUCAGACACUGAGACACCAGCCAUUCGCAUACGGAUCUUUGACAGUGCGGAGCUUGUUGGACACGAGGGAGCACUGCCUGAACGAAUUCAACUUUCCCGAUCCUUACUCAAAGGUGAAACAGAGGGAGAAUGACGUGGCUUUGAAGCACUUUCAGAAGGUGGUGCAGGCCUUGGAGUCGCUGAACAUGGAGCAGCGGCAGUUUGCGUUGGUGAAGGGUCUCUUAGCUGGCAACGUCUUCGACUGGGGAGCCAAAGCUGUGUCAGACGUUCUCGAAACAGAUCCAGCGUUUGGUUUCGAAGAAGCGAAGAAACAGUUACAAGCUCGCCCGUGGCUGGUGGACGCCUAUGAUGAUUGGUUAGAACGACUUAAGGGUCCUCCUCACAAAUGUGCCUUAUUUUUCGUAGAUAAUAGUGGAAUAGACCUAAUUCUUGGAGUUUUCCCAUUUGUCAGGGAGCUGCUCUCGAGAGGCACAGAGAUCAUCUUAGCCAGUAACUCGGGACCGGCAUUGAAUGACGUCACCUGCAGUGAGUUGGCGAUUGUUACAGAGAGGAUAGCGGCCAUGGACACAGUGAUCAGGACAGCAUUAAACCAGGAUAAACUAUUACUGGUUCAAAGUGGCUCCAGUUCCCCUUGUCUAGAUUUAAGUCGACUGGACAAAGGCCUGGCCACUGUGGUGCGGGAGAGGAAGACUGACCUGGUGGUGAUUGAAGGGAUGGGCCGAGCGAUCCACACAAACUAUUACGCUGCACUACGAUGCGAGAGUCUGAAGCUGGCGGUUAUCAAGAACGCCUGGCUGGCCGACCGGCUGGGGGGCAAGAUCUUCAGUGUGGUGUUCAAAUACGAGCUGGCCCCACCGUGAAUUCCGGUGGGGAAACGGGACGGGGGGGUGAGCGAGCGCUGGUAAUCAAGGACUUGUCAUUGCCACCCGCCAACUGUCAUUGCUAUUCACCCCCAACGCCCCCCUCUCCCUUCCCUGCCACUCAAUUACCUACAGCUCCGAACACGUCUGCUGGGGAUCAGCGAGCUUUUGAGUCAGAAGCAAUAAUAUAUAUUAUAUAUGUACAGCACACACAUAUCUUUUUGUUUCAAAAGACAUUUAUUGUAUUAUAAGGGCAGCGUUUGUGGAAACUGAUCUGAAACGGCCAUCAACCUUAAAUCGCGGACAAUCAAGUGAGAUGUUGUUUAAUCCCUUCACACACACACACACACCAGUUCCAAUCCAGAGCCGACCAACCCUACACUCUUCUUCCCCCCACACACGCGCACACAGUCGGAGAGAGGAUCAUGUUGGAAACGAUCUAUAUCCCCUUCCUCCCCCCGCCAACACUCGCAUCUGUAUCCUGGAACGCUUGAAUAUAGUAAUGAGCCAUUCUCUUUCCUCUCCCCCUCCCCCUCUCUCUUCCCCCCCACCCCCCGCCGCCUCUCGGCAGGUUAGCUCCAAAAAGGGAGUGUGGCUUUAGUUUGAUUUAAAUCCCUGGGAAAGGGCGGUGGUGAAUGCAUUGUCAGAUGUUCUGCUGUCACAGAAUGCUUCCCGACCCCUCCUCUUCCCCCUCAC
Molecule: messenger RNA, 3128 nt
Organism: Callorhinchus milii (elephant shark)
Lineage: Eukaryota; Metazoa; Chordata; Chondrichthyes; Chimaeriformes; Callorhinchidae
Gene: pank4
Product: pantothenate kinase 4 (inactive)
Exons: 20
Coding region: 60-2432 (790 amino acids)
Biological process (GO): coenzyme A biosynthetic process
Cellular component (GO): nucleus; cytosol
Molecular function (GO): pantothenate kinase activity; ATP binding
Source: RefSeq, a predicted model, not a curated record